AUCCAACUCCACCUUCUGCUUCAUCAUCUCCCAGCCCUCAAACGCUUCAAUCAUCGCCAUCGUCGCCCUGCAAUCGCCCUCCCCGUCAGCCCGCCGAACCGACGACGCCGCGAUUUUGUGCGUGCCAUCCGCUCUCCCAUCCGCCUCGCGCCGCGGCGAGUUUCUCCCAGCGAUCCACCGUCUCUCGCCCCCUACCGACUACGGCAAAAAACCCUGAAGGCGCCGGCUGCUUCUCUUCCUUCGCCGACACGGGACCUGCUUUUUGCGCAGGCAUCACCGCAAACCAUCGCUAGAGCACAGGGGACACAGUUCCAGGCAUUCCAUCACGAUUAUACGAGUGUAUGACGCCGCUCGCCUGAACAAAGGCCCUUUCCCCUUACCGCAGCGACAUCUCGGCCGCUGGCCUGGCGCGACACGCCACUUCGCUUUCUCGCGAGGAGACUUCCUUCAUGAUGUCGUUCCAUCCCCAGACUCCCCAAAGCCCCUCGCAAUUCUCGCCCGCCACCUCCUCGGAUCCCUCUCUCGGCUCAUCCGGCUCUGUGGCUGCCGCAGGAACAGGAACGACGACUUUGCCGACUCCCGCACACAGCGUCAACGGCAGCUCCUCUCAGCUGGACUCCAUGAUGCUCGACGAUUCGCCGCAGAAGCGAAAGCGGCCUCUCGAAGAUGUAGGCGACGACCGCGAGCUGAAAAAGCCUCACGUGGACGACUACAAGCUCGCCAUCGAAGACCUGCACCGAGAUGUCGGCCAUAAAUAUCUCCUUCUUCAAUCUCCGCAUCCCGAGUCUUUUCCUAGGACAUCGGAAGAUCUUUACGAGAUGUACGACUUGGUCGAUCUGGCCACCGAAGUCGCCAGAGAGAAGCCAAACGGCGAGAAGAACGCGCUCCGCAAGACGUAUAAGGGCCACAUCAAGCGGCUGGGCGUCACUGGACAUUUUGAUGUUGCUAAGAAGAACGACGACGCUCCCUCAGACUUUUUAUCCAUGCUGCAGGUUCCCGACCAUGAAUGGAACGUCCAUCAAGUCAAAGGACGAUCUCUUAUGGAUGGCUUAUCAGAUGUAACCAAAUCGACCUUAGGUCGCGCGCUGACUAUGGCUAAGGGCCCGGUUCCCAAAUCGUUUUGGGACUCGUCAGUGUUAGGGGACAUUGGCCCAUCUAACGGUGAUAGUUCAAAGGCACCGUCUGCGAAACCUACGGCGCCAAAUACACCUCUGAUAUCCAUGUCUGGGGCGUCCGCCAUGAGCAGGUCCAAGUCUCAGCUGUUACCUGGCCAAAAUCCCGCACGACCUCAGCGGAGCAUCAAGAAGCGGUCAUACGGCGAUAGCAGCUAUGAAGGAUAUGGCGAAGGCUUCCCCGACGACGACACUGGCCUUGAAACAGGCUACUCUACGGGGGAAGGUGAAGGAGGCCAGAAGCGCCGGAAGAAGGCAAGCCAAAACCCGAAUUACGAUGCUGCCGGUAAAUUCUAACACCGUGCAGAGCUCAGGAAACACGCCACCCUACCCGAGCGCUAUGCGCCAAUCGAGCUAUGGCCCUGGAAUGGUUGGAGUAUGACAACUG
Molecule: messenger RNA, 1560 nt
Organism: Trichoderma asperellum CBS 433.97
Lineage: Eukaryota; Fungi; Ascomycota; Sordariomycetes; Hypocreales; Hypocreaceae
Source: RefSeq, a predicted model, not a curated record